AUGCCCGGUUUCAGUGCAACAACCUCGUUUCAGUCGCCUUCCUUUGGAGGCUUCAACCCAGCCUUCGGCCCGGCUGGCUUUCCAGGCCUGGCUGGGUCCAUGGAGCCCUUGCCGGCGCUCGGAGCGCCGAUGCCGCCGGUGCGGAUGCCCGGCGGGGCUUCGAAUUUGCAAGGCCUGGGCCUUGAGCUCGAACCACGGAGACGAGGAACUCUGCCGGAGCUGUCGGCUUUUGACAGCGACACUCAAGAUGCAGGAAAGACCGUCGAGAAGGUUGAGGAUGAGGCAACGGAUGCUGUGCAAGAGGCCGUGAAGAAAGACCUGGACAAGGCGGAAGAUGAGACGGGUAAGAUGCUGGACAAAGAUCCAGACAACACCAGGGUGCCGCAGGACACCGCGGAUGCAGUGCAAAUGUAUGCUCAGAAGAGGAUAGUUCCCACCUUCACUGGUGGCCUGACGAUGCGAAAGAUCAACGACCUCAUCAGCGAAUCCAGGCAGCUGCUGCACAAGGUCCAUGGCAAGCUGAAUGCCAUGAAGGUCAAGCCACCGGACACUGGAUCUGCUGCGGCUGCCGAAGGCGCCGGUGCCAAGCAGGCGCAGAAACAACAGAGCAGUGCUCUGCAAUUGAUGGUCAUUCCCCCUGCCCGCGGUGGCGCUUCCCACUUGGCGCAGUUCCUUCCCACCAUCUCACUGCACAACGGCAAGCAGAGACAAAGCGAAGACGGCGUUCGACGUCUGACUACCUACGGAGGUGCUUCGCGCUGGCUGAAAUUCCAGAAGCGGCCCAGUGCAGCUGCGGAUCUGCAGGGAGCUGGCAGCUCGCAGCAGCAGCUGUUUCUGGCGUGGAUGCAGUCCAUGGGCCGGCGCCAGGAAAGCAUCUUCCAAGAUGCUGCCUCCAAGCCGCCUCCCCCACGCACAAGUGCCGAUGCAGAUGAGCUGAGUGAGGAUUCAGAGGACUUGGAUUCGCUCUCGGAGGAUUCUGACUCGGAGGGUGAGGAGGAGCCGGAGCCGCGGCAGGAAGGCAGGCGAUUGUUGCAUGACCCCGAUUUGUGGCCGUUUCAGUUGGUUGCCGAAAAUUGUGGGUCGGCCCUCCAGGCAGGAACCGCCUGUGUUGUGGGGCGCUCCGAGCAUGUGCACAAGCCCAAGGCCACUGUGACUGUGACCGCUCCUGCUGUCACAAUGCAGCGAUUUCCCGACAUCGCAGUUGCCCUCUAG
This is a messenger RNA of Symbiodinium sp. CCMP2592, 1212 nucleotides long. NCBI's taxonomy places the organism in Eukaryota, Dinophyceae, Suessiales, Symbiodiniaceae. The record is from the annotation of a GenBank genome assembly.